Molecule: messenger RNA, 837 nt
Organism: Aspergillus novofumigatus IBT 16806
Lineage: Eukaryota; Fungi; Ascomycota; Eurotiomycetes; Eurotiales; Aspergillaceae
Exons: 4
Coding region: 1-837 (278 amino acids)
Source: RefSeq, a predicted model, not a curated record
AUGGCCAAAGACCCAGUGAAUCAAGCGCACUCGCACCCUGGGCAGUGGGUACACACUCCAAGUGAAGUAAAAAUCUGCCUCGACAAACAUGCCAACACGCGGAUACGGUCCGAGCAAGUCGCAAUUUCCAAAUUGGAACUCCCAUGUCUGGCUUGUUCCUUCCGUGCGGAAGCCCAGCACAUCAAGGUCAUAAGAAUUGUUUUCUCACUGGCACCUUUACUAGAGGAACCUGCUGCUGUCCUCGCUGCGCCUGCACCGGCCCCCGAUCCUCCUGCGCCUGCGCCUCUGGUUGGACUAUCCUCGAAGCCCUGCUCAAGUUUGUUGCAUCGUCAUCGUCAUAGACAGGAAUCAUCCAACUGGCGAUCGACGUCCAGACUGAGCGCUGCCGUGUCUGGCUCCUUUCCAGACCACGUCAAGACAAAAAUAAGGAGAAUGGAUGACGAAUGUUGGUCGUGCGGCCACAACAGAUCCAAGCUGAUGCUAACCGUCCUCGGGUUUAUCCGCGGAACCGUUGAUUCCAGAUGGGUUCGUCACACGAUUAUCGAACUGCUACCGGACGAAAGUAUUCAUGUGCCGUGCCCCAUGCCAGAGCGGCACCCUGAUGCCAUCAGACCGAUGGAUUCCGCGGUUUCCAGUGAGCUGGGUAGGAUCCAAGCCGCCGCAGAGCAGGCUCGGGAGGAGGGCAGGGUGUUCCAGUCCCAACUCCGUCCAGUUCGUCCACUUAGAUCACUCCGUCUCGUCCAGCUCAUCCAGCUCAUCCAGCUCGUCCUGCUCAUCCAACUCAUCAUCCAGUUGUCGACUUCGUUCGUCGUCCUGUCGUCCACUUGGUGCAGUUGA